Molecule: messenger RNA, 1302 nt
Organism: Corticium candelabrum
Lineage: Eukaryota; Metazoa; Porifera; Homoscleromorpha; Homosclerophorida; Plakinidae
Product: zinc finger MYM-type protein 1-like
Exons: 2
Coding region: 1-1302 (433 amino acids)
Source: RefSeq, a predicted model, not a curated record
AUGGCAAGGCAGACGUCCGCGUUCGGCUUUGAUAACGACGACAUUGUUAUUGCAACACAUCCGCAUCAGCCGUCUGCAACAACGUUCAGGAGAGGAUUUACAAAUUGGAAAAAUACUACAGUAUCUUUCAAGAAUCAUGAGAAAUCAGCUUGUCAUCGGGCUGCCACCGAAAUUAUAAUUACCCUUCCUAGUACGACCAAGGAUAUUGGUAAUCUGCUCUCUAAGGAGCAUGCUACCUCUAAGAGGAGAAAUAGAGCUGCCUUCUAUCAUAUUUUGUCUUCAAUACGAUAUUUGGCUAGACAAGGAUUAGCAAUACGAGGCCAUGGAGACGACAGUGAUGGAAACUUUAUCCAGUUGCUUAGAAUGAAAGCAAAAGACGAUGACAAUUUGUCUUCAUGGAUGACAAGGAAAGACAAUUCUUAUACGAGCCCUGACAUUCAAAAUGAAAUAGUAGAGUUGAUGUCGUCACAUGUGUUGAGGGUUAUUGCAAAUGAUCUUCGCAAAUCUCCAUUUCUCAGUAUAAUGAUUGACGAAACAAGAGAUUGUGCCAACACAGAACAAGUUACUGUAGUUGUGAGAAUGGUUACCUAUGAGUUUGAUGUUCAUGAGCAAUUCCUGGGAAUGUAUGGUGUACCAUCCGUAGAUGCUCAGACUUUGACAACUGCGAUAAAGAAUGUUUUUGAGAGAUUUAAUUUCAGUUUUAAUAAAUUACGCCGGCAAUGCUACGAUGGAGCCAGUGCGAUGAGUGGAGCAAAAAGUGGGGUAGCCAGGAGAAUACUUGAAAUUGAGCCAAGGGCACUGUUUACACACUGCUAUGGGCAAUCAUUGAACUUAGCUGCCUGCGAUACAAUGAAGCAGAUUAAACUCCUGAAAGAUGCAUUAGAUGUAUCUUUCGAAAUAACAAAGUUGUUGAAGUAUUCACCUCGUCGUGAGGGGAUUUUUCUAAGAUUGAAAGAAAACUUGCCAGGAAGUACAGCCACCGGAAUUAGAGUCCUUUGUCCUACAAGAUGGACAGUUAGAGCUGACUCACUUGCAAGCAUUUUGGAGAACUUUCAAGCCUUGCAAGAAACCUGGCAGGAAUCAAUUAAAGUUGCACAUGACACUGAAACCAAAGCAAGAAUUGGAGUGGAAGCGCAAAUGAACACAUUUGAUUAUCUAUUUGGCACCAUGCUAGGUCACAUGGUUUUGAGACAUACCGACAAUCUCAGCAGAGCAUUGCUGGAUAAAGGUUUGUCUGCUGCAGAAGAACAGCAAGUUGCUAGAAUGAGUCUAGAGACAUUGAAGUCUUUGCGUACAGAUUAG